UUAGCUAGGGAGUGCCAGACUAGCUCAUCUCAAUCCCGUCACCUCUAAUCCCCCCACUCAGUCCCAGCUCACGAGCUGCUCUGUGCUGGGGCCAAAUCCACACAUUAUUCAGUCCUCCCCUGGACAUAAAGUAGCUUUCUGUCCCCUCUCGUCCCCCUCUGCACUCCCAUCUCCAUGGCCUCUUCUCUUGCUAUGCCAAUCCCCACCAGCACAGUGUCAUUUACUGGUCCCGUCGCUGUCAUUGUUCUCGGGCAGAGAGGUAGCCCAAAAAUGUGCCCCUCCUCUGGAUAAACCUUUAGAGAUCUGUCGGCUCGGGCAGCUAAUCAGUCCCAUUCCACGGGGGGCGUCCCAACACUUGUCCAGCUUUGUGUUUGUCCAGACCAAGUGUUCAGCCUCUCCUUUUGAGUGAAAAGUCCACAUACUCCAAAAUAGAGAUCCAGAGGGUGUUGUUCAAGGUGGAAUCAGAAACCAAUGAAUGAUGGCCCGGUGGUAUAAUCUCACUACCGGCUUUGCUCAUGAUUUGUGAUUUUGGGCUCUACAAAUAACAUUGACUUGACUUAUAAUACUUGUUAGUUGCCACUCUAAUUGUUUUAUCAUAAUGAAACAUGGAGGGGAAACCAACUCAAAAUCAGGCUACUUGUCCUUUUGUCUCUCUUUUUAGUCUGAAUUAUUUCAUUUGCUAUAUAAAUGCUUUAGCUUUAUUUCAAUCAUCAUAAACAUACAGGUACAUAGAUGACGUUUGACCUCUUUUAGGAGUUCUACCCACUGAGCUAAAGCCAGUCUUAGAACACAUCAUAAUAUGUCAUAUUAAUGCAAGUUUUAUCAGCAUAGACGGAAGAGAAAAGCAUAACAUUUACAUGUAAAUAUUUAUGUUAUGAUAAAGUAAGGAGUCCACAUGCAGUUUAAAGUUUAACCAGAAGAAGAAAACAAGCUCAAGACGUUUAUUUAACUUCUUACUGCAAAAUGCAUUUGUAUCCGUUUCUUGAUUUGAAUAACUUUGCCCUUGUAGUUCACAUUUGACCUAUUUUUCUUGCACGUCCACAGGCCUGGUACAGUGAUACAUGGUAUUUGACUCUUUUGUCUGUGUAUGUCUUUUUUUUCAGUGCACAGUGCAGGUGAAGCUGGAGUUGGGCCACAGAGCCCAGCUAAGGAAGAAGGUGACAUCGGAAGGCUUCACCCACGACUGGAUGGUGUUUGUCCGAGGGCCGGAGACUGGCGACAUCCAGCACUUUGUAGAGAAGGUUGUCUUCCGCCUGCACGAGAGCUUCCCCAAACCCAAGAGAGUAUGCAAGGAGCCUCCGUACAAAGUGGAGGAGUCGGGCUACGCAGGCUUCCUCAUGCCUAUUGAGGUUUACUUCAAGAACAAGGAGGAGCCAAAAAAGGUGUGUUUCAACUACGACUUAUUCCUCAACUUGGAGGGCAACCCACCAGUCAACCACCUGCGCUGUGAGAAGCUCACCUUUAACAACCCCACCAAAGAAUUCAGGAGAAAGCUGAUCAAAGCUGGCGGGGUAUUGGUGGUUCCAGAGGGGGCUGAAGCCGUGUCGAGGCCCAGUCCAGACUACCCGAUGCUCCCCACAAUCCCCCUCUCUGCCUUCUCAGACCCCAAGAAGACCAAGACCCCUCAUGUGUCAAAGGAACCCAGCAAAGAGGGAAGUGGUGGCAGCAGCAAAGGACCCAAACCGCACAAACUGACCAAGGAGCACCGUGAACGGCCCCGAAAAGACUCUGAGAGCAAAGCCACAUCGAAAGGAGACAACGACAGAGACGGAAGCAGCAAGAGUGGACGCGAUCCUUCCUCUUCCUCUUCUUCAAAAAAGCCGUCGGAGAUCAAAGUGAAAGAUGAAGUUAAGGUCCUACCCAAGGCUGCCUUCAAGGAGCCUAAACUCACCCUGAAGGAGUCAAAGAUGGAGGGCAUGUCCCCGAAAGGAGGGGGGGCUGGGAGUGGAGGGGGUGGAGGGGGUGGUGGGGGGGCUGGGGGUGGAGUGGGUGGUGGUGUUGUGGCAGGUGUGGCAGGCGUGGGAGCACCUGCAGAACCUAAAGUCCCAGGGAAACGACCCUCUACUGUCGAGUCUCCCAAACCAAGCGCUAAGAAGCAGAAGAAGGGCAGCUCAGAGGGGCCCAAGGGGCCGAGUGGCGGGGCCUUCACAGGGACUUCUCCUCGUGUCUCCUCCUCGUCUGCAGCCAGCCAACCGUACGCAGAGAAGAAGCCUCCUAAGGAAAAAGGUCGCUGGGCCAAAGGCAAAAAUGACACGCAAGAGCCAAAGGAGCCCAAGAAAGUUCCAGAGUCGGAAGAAUCGAAUUCAGAGGAUGAAGCGUCGUCCAAGUCAGAGCAGUCCGCCCCUUCCAGUCCUUCCAACUCCAGUUCUAGCUCUGACUCCAGUUCAGAUUCUGACUUUGAGCCGGAUCAGAAACAAGGGCAAGGCCCCCUUCGAUCGAUGGUGGAGGAGAUCCAGUCAGAGGAGUCGGAUGAUGACGACAGCAGCUCGGAGGAGGAGACGCCCAUCAAGACUAACCCCCCCAACCGCGACUCUCGACUCAGCCUGGACAGCGAGAGUGACAGCAGUGACGGCUCGCACAGUCUCAGUCGAGACCCCGCCCCGCCUCCGCAGAAACACAGCUCCUCCAAUAACAAAGUUUCAGGCAGAAAGAGUCCAGAUUCCUCGUUUCGCUCAGAGAAGGUGUUGAAGAAGGGAUACGACAAGGUAGGAAGGGCGUACACAGAAGAACUGGUGGACCUCCAUCGCAGACUGAUGGCUUUAAGGGAGCGUAACGUCCUACAGCAGAUUGUGAACCUGAUUGAGGAGACGGGCCACUUCAACGUGACCAACACCACCUUUGACUUUGACCUCUUUUCACUGGACGAGUCCACCGUCCGCAAACUACAGAGCUACCUGGAGGCGACGGCCACGUGACAGGAAGUGGACACCGGCGCGGGGAGCCCGGCCUGUGGAUUGCGUCGGCGGAGGUAGACUCGCCACCGUGUCUCCCCCCCCCCUUUUUUUUAAGUAGGGGACGAGAAGCCACAUCGUGUCGCAGCUGUUUCACAGGCCUGACUGAACCAUUGAACAACUACCACACAAACAGAAUCACACGAACAAACACAAGCACACAUGAAGACACACCGCCUUCACG
Messenger RNA from Anarrhichthys ocellatus (wolf-eel), 3135 nucleotides. It is a transcript of the gene mllt1a, whose product is annotated as MLLT1 super elongation complex subunit a. NCBI's taxonomy places the organism in Eukaryota, Metazoa, Chordata, Actinopteri, Perciformes, Anarhichadidae. Gene Ontology annotation, cellular component: transcription elongation factor complex. The transcript is spliced from 11 exons. Gene Ontology annotation, biological process: positive regulation of DNA-templated transcription. The record is from RefSeq and is a predicted model, not a curated record. Bases 1062 to 2915 code for a protein of 617 amino acids. Gene Ontology annotation, molecular function: chromatin binding.